CCUCACUGAUCCACUCUACCCCUAGCUGGACUGCCGGAGCGAGGGAGGGUGGAGCCGAGCACCGCAGACGCACAGAUACAGAGGUUGUAUACAGAGGCACAGUAGAGAGUGUGUGUGUGUGUGAGAGAGAGGUCUGUACCCUCACUUAAACACUCUCGCCUACCCGGGCUCGACCCCCCUCCUCCCUUCUUCUCCCUCGCCAAGAACACCGCCGCAGCCACCACGAUCGAUCUGUUUCUCUGUCUCCCGUGCGCGUCUGGAGCGGCGGCUGGGGUGGGCGCCAUGAUCCUAUGAAGGAGAAGGAGAAGGAGAAGGAGGAGGAGGAGGAGAGGGGAUAGAUAGGUGGCUGCGUGACAAAGGGGCCGGAUCGAUGUACAAGAACCAGCUGCAGGAGCUGGCGCAGAGGAGCUGCUUCAGCCUGCCGUCGUACGUGUGCACGCGGGAGGGGCCCGACCAUGCGCCCCGCUUCAAGGCCACCGUCACCUUCAACGGCGAGACCUUCCACGGGCCCACCUGCUGCACCACGCUCCGCCAGGCCGAGCACGCCGCCGCCGAGGUCGCGCUCGCCCGCCUCUCCACCCGCGGGCCAUCCACCUACCUCACCGCCAGAGUCCUCGACGAGACCGGGGUGUACAAGAACCUGCUGCAGGAGACGGCGCACCGGGCGGGGCUGAAGCUGCCGGCCUACACCACCGUGCGCUCCGGCCCGGGCCACUCGCCCGUCUUCGCCUCCAGCGUCGAGCUCGCCGGCCUCAGCUUCGCCGGCGACGCCGCCAGGACCAAGAAGCAGGCGGAGAAGAACGCCGCCAUGACCGCCUGGUACGCCCUGAAGCAGAUGCCGGAGGCGCGCAAGGAGCCCGGCAACGGCUGCGGCGGCGAGGAGCAGGAGCACGUGGUCGUCGCCAGAGUGCUCGCCGCCUUGAAGCAGCGUUGCGACGGCAAUGCGGCGUCGAAGCAGCACUGCCUCGCCGGCUCAUCUUCUUCCUCUGCUCCGAACCCGUCGCUCUACAGACACCAAUGGCUGCCUCUGAGCUCCCAUGCCGCACACCCGAGGACGCGCCACGUGCAGCCGCAGUCGCAGCCGGCCGGCCCCAGGAUACUGCCCCCGCUGCACAUGCUGCAGCGACCGGCGCCGUCCACCUCCCGUCACGGCGCCGAGCUGGAGCGGCAGAGGAGGAUCGAUGCGGCCGAGCUGGUGCAGAUGCUGGAGAGGGCCAUGGUGACCAACAGAGAAGAGGCAAUGCCGUCGGCGCCGUGCUACUACCCGCACGUCCCGGCGUACCACCACGCCGGCGCGGCGCCAAGAUACUUCGCCGCGGGCGGGUUCCACUCGCCGGCGAUGGCGGUGAGCGUGCGGUCGGUGAUCCCCGUGUGCUCCGCGCCGCCGCAGCCGGCCGCGGCCACCAAGGAUGACGAUGACGAUGACCGGAACGACAACCCGGCAGCACCUGCAGAGCACUAGGCGGCGAGGCGUGAGCUCGCAGCCGCCAGCUUUUGAAGAUGAAGAGGACGAGGUUCAGUAGCUAUAUAUGAUCAGAUCAGUCUUGGUUCUAGGAAGGGAAUUUUGAUCGCAAGUUGCUGUGUCUAAGCUUGUGUAAGUGACCACCUUCUGCCCGCUCUUCCUUUCUUGAAACCGCUAGGUGGUUUAGAUGGAGAUGGACAUAUUAUGAAUAUAGCUCCUACUAGGGCUUCCUUGAGUAGAAGCCAUGAUCGAUCCUUGCUGUGUCUGUCAAACAGCUAGCUCA
This is a messenger RNA of Triticum urartu, 1745 nucleotides long. Lineage: Eukaryota; Viridiplantae; Streptophyta; Magnoliopsida; Poales; Poaceae. The record is from RefSeq and is a predicted model, not a curated record.